Molecule: messenger RNA, 2596 nt
Organism: Anoplopoma fimbria (sablefish)
Lineage: Eukaryota; Metazoa; Chordata; Actinopteri; Perciformes; Anoplopomatidae
Gene: cacul1
Product: CDK2 associated cullin domain 1
Exons: 8
Coding region: 269-1288 (339 amino acids)
Biological process (GO): ubiquitin-dependent protein catabolic process
Molecular function (GO): ubiquitin protein ligase binding
Source: RefSeq, a predicted model, not a curated record
GUUAACAUAUUUAGUCUUUAUACACGUUACCAUAAAUACAGCUUAAGAACUUUACUCGAUUUCAAGUCUUUGGAACUACAUUUCCCAGUUUUGUUUCCCUCAGCUGCUCCGCUUUACGACAUGUCGUAAAACUCCUGUUAACAGCUAAACCGAGAUGGACACCGCCAAAGACGACUGACAGUGUUUUGUCUUUAUCCUUUAAUUGUUAUCUAAAAAUGGUCAUGUAGUGGCGCCAGGUUUCAGCACACUGGGGCCGGUUUUGGUUAAAAUGGAGGCCAUGGAAGACGACAGUCUGGACACAAAAGACGACCAUAACCACAACUAUUGUGCAAGCAGCAGCAGUAGUAAAGUCCGCACGUAUCUGAGGAGCCAGCUCUCGGGUGUAAGUACGGUCGCACAGUCCGCUUGUCCGCCUGUGCCGGGAGCAGAACCUGGGAACAGACGAGGGAAACUGUGGUCCGGUAGCACCGGGUCAAAGUUCAUGGACUCGGAUUCAGGCAGUGAGAGCAGCGAAGUCAGCGAGACUGACUGCACGGCUCCGCCAGCUGCUGUUGAGGGGAAAUUCAGCCUUGAUUCUACUUCCAAGUUCCUUCUUAAUGCAAUGGCUGUAGAGGACUACCGCAAAAACCACUGGCCAAACCUGGAGAAGGCUAUUGACCGUCUGCUGAUUCAAAAUCCUACAGACCACAUCUCUGUCUCUUAUGCACAGAUAUACAGUUAUGUCUACAAGUGUGUGUGUCAGCAGCACUCUGAGCUGCUCUACAACGAUUUGACAUUGAAAAUAACAAAUCAUCUACAACAGGUUUCCACCCAUCUACAAGCCAGCCUACCAGAGGACUUCAUUGAGAACUUUAAUGUUGCGUUGACACAAUACACAGCGUCUCUUCAAUGUAUAGUUCCUGUAUUUAUGUACUUGAACAAGUUCUACAUCGAGUCCAAGCUGAACAGAGACCUAAGAGAAGAUCUGAUGAAGCUGUUUGCCGAUCACGUCGCAGAAAUACACGUGAACACACUGAUGCCUCUCCUCAUCAAAGCCCAUUCCAUGCCGUUUCAAGUGCAGCCAUCUACAAUGGCCAGCGUGGUUAAAGGCCUCCACAGCCUCCGACCAGACUGGGCCCAGUUAGCCCCGGCUCUCUUCUGUGGGUUCAUCCCCCAAAUAAACCCUCCUGCUGUAGAGUCUCUGCUGCCGGACUACGCCGCUCAUGACCAGAAGUUACAGCUGGAGCUCUCCAUGAACGGAUUUCCUCGAGGUGACCAGUCUCGCAAAAGGGCCAGCGAUGACUCCUGAUAGCAGAGCCGCCGUCUCUAGAUUUGUUGCAGAACUUUUACUGUGCCUCCUACAUCUUUUAUCACAAGUUGGCUACAAGGUUGACAAUGUGUCAGUUUCAUCUCUCGACUCAAGGCUACAAAACACUGUGAACCAAAAAAAAAAAACAUGGUGUUGGGUUGUAUGGCAGAAGCUUAAUCUUACUGCACUGAAGAAAAAGCACAUAGACUUCCAUGGUGGUGCUUUCCUCUGUGAUCCUGAUGCAUCCAGCUUCAGUAUUUGUGGGAUGCUGCUGUGUGCGCUGAGAUGGGUGUCUUCAUGUUCUCCUCGUUUGAAGAGUGCCUUCGUGGUGCCUUCUGAUCGGAUAUCCUAACGCUGGAUAAACUGGUGAUGGGUAUUUCAUUCCUAACCUUUAACAUGGAAGUGUCUUUUUGAUAUACUGGGCUAAUCAAACGUUCUAUUGCUGCUAACAAUACUGUCCGUGUGAUAAUACUACAACUCCCUCAGUUUCACCCACUGUGACCGUAACCCAGUGGAUUCACUCAAUACACAAAAGAGUGUGAAGAGACAUAAGAACAAGGGGAAGUCAAGUCAUCGACCCUGAACUAUGGUUCUCUUCUUCAUGAUGCCUUUACUGUGUUGGUAAACCGGAUUGUAUUUUCCUGUUACGCCAAAGAGGAUUUGCAGUUUUCUUUUAUAUAUAUAUAUAUAAAAAGCAUUAAAUUCAUGCUGAGCCACUGAGCCAUAUCAUUUUUUUUAAAAACUAGCACGUUUUGACUUUGGUUGACCAGUUUGUUUGUUAGACUUGAAUCAAAUAUCAAAUUGAGAUGUCACUUGUCUGUUUUAGCCUUGCAUGUAGGAUUGGCAGGGAUUGCCAUGUAGGACAUUACACUGUUUGCCAGACAGCUUACACAACCACAGAGUGGUGUUUGACAUUUUUUUAAUUUCACUUCAGUUUGUUUGACAACUUGCCUAAAUCGUCCCUAAACUGUAAAUAUAUCAAACCUGUUGCUCGGAUGCAUGGAAUUUAUAGAAAUAAUGAUAUGCAAAUAUUGUUUGGCCCGAGUCUGGCGUGCUUGUGCAUUAAAUGUUCCUAACAUGUAUAGCCUGUUCAUGAUGUAAAUAUUUUUUGUGCUUUGCAUAGUAGUCAGUGUAAACUAGCUUCUGUCACACAUGCAUUUGUGUUAAAUGAUUCACUUGAAUGGAAAUAUUUGAUACAAGGUCUUACACUGUUUUAAGUGUAAAUAGAUGCUCAGGCUUGCUUUUGGUUUCCGUCUGUGGGUUUUGGCAAUGGUUCUCAUUGUCUUUCAAAUAAACUAAUUUCAUUAA